AUGAUUGCGCCAGCUGUAGGAUAUAUUAUUGAAGGGUCAUCCAUAAAUGAACCCGCCCAAGUAUAUGAUUGCAAUGUUCCAAAUUUAUUGGAUGAUGUAUUUGAUUUAUCAGAUAAUGAUUCAAUUUAUUAUAGAGAUAACUUUUUAAAUUGUGCACACUAUAACUUUCUUUCAUUACCAUCAGCAUCACCAAAUGGUCCAGUUGGUAUUUCAAUUGUAUUAGAUAAAGAUUCAAAAAACUAUUUAGCAUUAGUUAGAACUCAAGCUGGUAAUGAAAGAGUUAAAAUACCAGUUGAUAAUAUAAAAGCAUCAUGGUGGAGAAGAAUAUUUAGAACAGGACCAUCACCAUACGAUAUAUUGAAAGCAUUAGGUAAUAAUUAUGGAGGAUUAAAAUUGAUAACAGAUCCAAGAAUAUCACAAGCUUUAAUGAAUCUUGAAGAGAAACAAACAAUUAAAGGAUUUAAAUUUGGAAUAUUGUACGCUCAAGAAGGACAAAACAAAGAGGAUGAAAUGUUUUCAAACGUUCAAACUAGUCCAGAGUUUGAAGAGUUUUUGGAUUUUAUUGGUGAUCGUGUUCCAUUGGAGGGUUGGACACACUUUAGAGCGGGAUUGGACGUUAGAACUGGUACAACCGGUUCACAUUCAAUCUAUCAGCGUUGGAACAACAAUGAGGUGAUGUAUCAUGUCUCUUGCAUGCUACCAUUCAAUGAAAAGGAUAAACAACAAUUGGAGAGAAAACGUCACAUCGGUAACGAUAUUGUGGUCAUCGUUUUCCAAGACGGUGAUACCGUCUACAGACCAACCACAAUUAGUUCUCGUCAAGUUCAUGUUGUAUUAUUGGUUAAGGCGGUCAAAUUGGAUUCCGAUCCAAAUCAACGUUACUAUAAAAUGGCUGUGGUUUCAAAGGAUAAUGUUCCUCAAUUCGGUCCACCAAUGCCCGCAAAUGGACUCUUCAAAAAGGAUCAAGCCUUUAAGGAUUUCUUUUAUGCAAAGUUAUUAAACGCCGAAAAAGCCUCUUACACCGCCCCAAUUUUAGGUGUUAAAUUAUCACGUACAAGAGUUGCUUUAUUAAAAGAUGUUUCUGAAGCUUUUGUUAAAUAA
Messenger RNA from Dictyostelium discoideum AX4, 1101 nucleotides. Its product is annotated as RapGAP/RanGAP domain-containing protein. The record is from RefSeq and is a predicted model, not a curated record. The coding region runs from base 1 to 1101 and encodes 366 amino acids. The transcript has 3 exons. Gene Ontology annotation, molecular function: GTPase activator activity. Lineage: Eukaryota; Evosea; Eumycetozoa; Dictyosteliales; Dictyosteliaceae. Gene Ontology annotation, biological process: regulation of small GTPase mediated signal transduction.